AUGAUCCUCUUUGACACGGGCUCAGCCGACCUGUGGAUGCCCUUGUCUGCCGUGAAAGUCCAGUCCACCAUCCAGGGCUCUCCCAUCACUGACCAGGAGUUUGGCCUGAACUGGAUGGAGCUGGACACCACCUUUGAAAGCAUCCACUCUGAUGGGAUAAAUGGCCUGUCCUCCUCUUCCAUCUCAGCAGCCAGGGCCGCCACAGUCAUGGAUGGUUCUAUUAAGUGGAACCUGAUCCCAGCGCCCUUAGUCCGCUUCCGUCUCACCCGGUUGUCCAUAGGGCACCAGACCACUGACGGGUGCUGCCAGGGCUGCCUGGCUGUCAUGGGCACAGGCACCUCCCUUGUCCCCGAGCAGAUUUUUGGCUCCCCCAGUGACAGCCUUUUCCUCAUAUUUCUGCCCUACCUGCUGGAACUCCAUCUUGGUGCCUUCACUGGGGUGUUCAUCUGUGGGGAGGAUACAUCUGCGAUGUUUGUCACCAACUGCGGCAGUGGCCAGAGCACCCCUACCAUCACCUUCCCCAUCAAUGGCAUCAAUUUCCCCUGCUGGGCCCUCAGUCAGGUCAGUAACUGCCUCAUGGGGUUCCAGCCCAUGUACCUGCCCUUGGAGAAUGGCUGGCCUCUGCGGCUCCCUGAGGGUCUGCUACUCCAUCUACGACACAGGCAACAGCAAGGUCUGGUCUUGGCCUUCUGCCUGGGGCUCGAUGACCUGACAAAUCUGUUUGGAGCCCUGAGGGCAGGGUAUGAGGUGACAGAGAGGAUCCCAGGGUAUAAAGGAAGAGGGAGUGCUCAGGCCCUCACUCCACGGCGAUGGCGCAACUUGGAGCGGCUUUUCCUCUGUGGCCAGUUGGGAAUCGGCUUCCUGAAGUGGACGGUGGUGGCCUUCAUCUGCCUCCGGCUCUUGGAGGCGACAGUGCUCAAAGUCCCCCUGAAGACAUUAAAGUUCAUCCGUGAGACCGUGAAGGAGAAGGGCUUACUGGAGGAGUUCCUGAGGACCCACAAGUACGGCCCCGUUCAGAAGUACCACUUUGGUGAUUUCAGUGUGGCCCGUGAGCCCAUGGCCUACACGGAUGCUUCCUACUUUGGCAAGAUUAGCAUUGGGACCCCACCACAGAAUUUUCUGGUCCUUUUUGAUACCAGCUCUUCCAACCUGUGGGUGCCCUCUGCCUACUGCCAGAACCAGGCCUGCGUUGGCCACGCCCGCUUUAAUCCCAGGGCCCUCACCUCCUCCACCAACGGGGAGACCUUCUCCCUGCAGUAUGGUGGCAGCGGCAGCCUCACCAGCUUCCAUACUCUGACCGUCCAGAGCAUCCAGGUCCCCAACCAGGAGUUCAGCCUGAGUCAGAAUGAGCUGGGCACCAAUUUCAUCUACUUGAAGUUUGAUGGCAUCAUGGGCAUGGCCUACCCUGCCCUGGCCGUGGGUGGGGCCGCCACAGCCCUGCAGGACAUGCUGCAGGAGGGCGCCCUCACCAGCCACCCAGUCUUCAGCUUCUACCUCAGCAACCAGCAGGGGUCUCAGAACGGGGGAGCAGUCAUCUUUGGGGGUGUGGACAACAGCCUGUACAUGGGACAGAUCUCCUAGGCCAGCACCCAGGAACUCUACUGGCAGCUCACUGAGGAGCUCCUCAUUGGCAGCCAGGCCUCCAGCUGGUGCUCCCAGGGCUGCCAGGCCAGCAUGGACACAGGCACAUCUCUGCUUACUGUGCCCCAGCAGUACGUGAGUGCCCUUCUGCAGGCCACGGGGGCCCAGGAGGACCAGAACAGACAGUUUCCUGCGGACUGUAACAACACCCAGCGCCUGCCCUCCUUCACCUUCAUCAUGAGUGGCGUGCAGUGCCCUCAGCCACCCUCCUCCUACAUCCUCAAUGGAAUGCUGCCCGGUAGUGCUGUGCAGAACAAUGGCUACUGCACCAUGGGGGUCAAGCCCACCUAGUCCUCCCAGAAUGGCCAGCCCCUGUGGAUCCUCGGGGACAUCUUCCUCAGGUCCUACUAUUCCAUCUACGACACAGGCAACAACAGGGUGGGCUUCACCACUGCCACCUAGACUCAGUGCCUGGACGCCUGCACUCCCUUCUUCCUCUUGGCCCCCUACCCUGCAGGGGAUUCUCUCUGUGCUUCUUUGGAUUCAGCUUUCCUUUUCUGGACUCUGGACUUCCUCUCCUAAUGAAUAAUUCUUCUCCAUAUUGGCCAGCUGGUGGUUUUUAGAGGGCAGUUGUGGCCUGUAAGGUGACUCCCGGUCUCAGGCAAUGGGAAAGAGUCAGGGGCAGGUUUGCCUCUGCUGGACCAUGUUCUCCCUGAGAUGCUAGGAGGUUUCUGGGUGGGUCACUGAGAUUCUAAGAGAAAUGGGGCAUAAGGUAGGGCUUGGGGAUGGGCCCUGUACCCCUCAGAGCCUGGAGUCUGUUCACAGCUUCUCCCUGGAGGGAAGACAGUGGUAGUGGCACGAGGCAGGGCAUUCCUUUGUGAGGGCAAAGGAGCCCUACUCAAUCUGAAAUGCUCUGCUGUCCUAAUUUACCAAACUACCACCAGAAUUACCCCAUGCAUGUCUCCAUGCACGUCCACUCCUAGUGUGACUAGGAGUCCAGUGCAUCCCAAACCUAGGCCUCCAUCUCCUUAUCUGUGAACAAGUUUGCACUAGGAGUGUUCUGAGGAAUGCUGGAUGCCUGUGUGUACUUGUAACAGUCACGGGUCCUUUAGGGAGGAGGGUGAUGCCACCAGACCCUACUCCCAGGAAGGCUUCAGAAGGUCUGGGCUGAGUUAAGCUGAUCCUAUUUUCACCCAGACUUUUAUGUCCCAGGGCCUGUAUCUGAAGAAGGGCUGGCCCUCAACCAUGGACAAGAGGGACAGCUACUUGAAUCACAUGGAAAUCAAGCCCACUUGCUCUAACCAACUGAGCCAGGGCUCUUGUCCCUCUGAGCUUCAUCCCUGCCUCCUUAGGAGCCACCCAGCAACAGACGGAGAAACCUGUGG
Ceratotherium simum simum (southern white rhinoceros) is the source of this 2966-nucleotide messenger RNA. The record is from RefSeq and is a predicted model, not a curated record. Lineage: Eukaryota; Metazoa; Chordata; Mammalia; Perissodactyla; Rhinocerotidae.